Batrachochytrium dendrobatidis JAM81 is the source of this 231-nucleotide messenger RNA. Its product is annotated as pyruvate transporter MPC1. NCBI's taxonomy places the organism in Eukaryota, Fungi, Chytridiomycota, Chytridiomycetes, Rhizophydiales. The annotation marks the transcript as partial. The record is from RefSeq and is a predicted model, not a curated record. Gene Ontology annotation, biological process: pyruvate import into mitochondria. The transcript is spliced from 2 exons. Gene Ontology annotation, cellular component: mitochondrial inner membrane.
CAUUUCUGGGGACCAGUCGCAAAUUGGGGGCUUCCGCUUGCCGCCAUUGCCGAUACUCAAAAGUCACCCGAGUUUAUUAGUGGCAAGAUGACUGGAGCACUCUCUCUAUAUUCUCUGCUGUUUAUGCGAUUUGCAUGGCAAGUUCAGCCUCGUAACUAUCUUUUGCUGAUGGUUCAUGUUGUCAAUGAAUCUGCGCAGAUUCUCCAAGGAUAUCGGUACUACAACUACUAC